Molecule: messenger RNA, 1967 nt
Organism: Phytomonas sp. Hart1
Lineage: Eukaryota; Euglenozoa; Kinetoplastea; Trypanosomatida; Trypanosomatidae
Source: the annotation of a GenBank genome assembly
GUAGCUAUUUAUUAAUCCUCCAUUUCAAAGCCUUAAGUACAGAUAGGGGUAGAGGACGGAGGGAAAAAGACAGGUAAGAUUGUAUACUCUCUUCACCGCUGUUCAAAUGAGAUUGGGAUGGAUCCUGCUAAGCGAAUUUGCCUGAAGAACCUCCCGGAGGGCUGUACGAAGCGCGAGAUCGCAGAGCUUGUGCGAAAUUGCACGGGCAUUCAACCCCAUAGCAUUGAUCUAGGUUUAAACUCUAAAGGUCUCAUGCGAAGCUACUCACAUUUCUCCUGCGAGAGUACCAAACACGUCCUGGAAGUCUUCGCAAGCGGGAUCACGAUGCGUGAUCGCGUUGUUCACGCGCAUCCCGCGAAACCUCAUUUUACCUAUAAAUAUGCAGAGGCGCGGCGAAAACGUGAGCGCGCAGAGGAGCAAGAAGAACGUGAACAAAAGGAAUUUUGGGAGACUUAUAAAGUGUCCGCCCUCUCGCGUUUUUCUGAGGGUGAACCUAUAAUAAUUAAACCUCCCAAGUCGUUUUAUGCUUCACGGCAAAAGUACGCGGCAAUCGCGGCUGAAAUAGCGGAACAAGGCAGAACGAACUUCCACAACGCCCACCCUUCAUCGAAAUACGGAGCUGCUCGAGUAAACAACCAGAGUAGUAGCAAUACCAAUUGCCACAACUUUAUUAAUAACAAUAAUAAUGACGAAUCUGCUGCAGUAACUACUACUACAUCAUUUAUUCACAACUUCAAUAAAGAAAAUGAUGGAAAUGCGCACGCGAAGGAAACGAAUCCGAUUUUUUCACGAAACAUUCCUCGUGAAAUUAACAAAAUACGAAGGGGUAUAAAAGACGAAGGUGUUAGUCGAAAAUCUACAAAGGAUGAUAUUAAGAAUUUGAAUACGGUGCCCGCUGUGGCCCCUACGCCAGCACCGCCAACAAAAGAGGAGCGAAAACUAUCCAGCCUCCAGGCUAGACUAUCAUCCUUAGGCGCGAAGAUCUAUAAAAUGGGGAAAUAAAUAAUGCAAACAUCAGUAAAGAAUUCACACUUCCAUAAGACGAUGAUGAUAAAUGAUAGGGAUGAGGUUUGCAGCUGAAAUUUGCUGUUUAACAAGUGAUUUCAUUGCGAUUUGCUGUUGAUUUCUUUUUUCUGGGAAAAAAGAGAGAACAUAAUAAACCUAACACAAAAACAUACUCAGAUAUGAUCGUCCGUUUAAAAGAAGCGUAUAAUUAAAAUGCUGCAUGUCAUUAAAGAUAAAUGUGUAUGCUUGAUUUUUCUAAACUUAUCAACAUUUUUAAAAUUCUAUUUUUUAUUUCACUUAAUCUAAUUAUAGGUUCUGUUAUUGGGAAAAAAUGUGUAUCUUAGUGUAGAGCGAAUUUAUUCUAUUUUAAGUUUGUUAUGCUCAAGGGAGCGGCGAUUCUUCCUUGCUUGUUGGGAUCACCAAUACCCACAGACUAGGCCACUUACAUAGAUAGCAUCAAUGACAACGGUUAGUCAUGCAAGAAAAGUUAAGCUUCUAGCACUUGAAUGUCUAUUUUGUAGCCUCAAGCAACGCACCUUAUCAUGAACCAUAAUAAAGCAUCCACAACAAAACAUGUUUGUCAAAGGAAUUUAGAUCUUUACUGGUGAGUUUUCCUCUAAUAAAGGCUUUAUCGGGAUUUAAAAAGAAGACAGCUCUAAACUCGGAAAAAAGAAGGUUUAGGUGAUUAUAAAAAUAGAGGUAAGUCGAGAGGAAAAUCAAGUAUAUUGACACCGUGAGGCUGCUCAUUUCGUUAAGCAUUCUUCGUAACGUUUUUCUGUCAAUUUGAAGACUAUUAUUCAUAUUUUCAUUUGCUUAUAUCAUCUUCCUAGUAGGUGACAUUUUUUGCGAGUUUUGUUGUUUGCCUCUUUAUCUUGUGUGCGUUACAUUCCAGCAAUAUCUGAAAUUUCCUAGAUACUUUACCAUGGGGUAAGGAAAGGACUCUGUAUUAGGCGAAUAAAAAA